AUGGUUGGUUCAGCUUCUGGUUCUACCCCUACUCUGUCCCGAGCGGAGGGGGAGGGCCCUCGGGCCCCCUUGGUGCGUCGUGAUCCUAAGGAGGCAGCUGAGGAGGCCUAUGACGAGUUCAUUCAUGCUGAGUUGGGUGAGGCGGCGGCUAAGCAGGCGGCCGAGAUGGCGAGGCGUUCAGUUGAAGAGUAUAACCGCGUGUUAGAGGAAAGUGAGGACAACAAGCAGGCCGAGUUAUCACAGACGAGAGGCAUGUUGGCGCCUCUCCUCACUGGUCAGACGUUGCAAGUGGUGACCGCCCAGAUGCCGGAGAGAUAUGAUGGAGUCUCCAACCUAAGGAUCUGGUUCCGAAGGUUCGAGGCAGAUGCCAGGGCGGCCGGUUGGAAUGAGCACAUGAUGGCCGAGAGAUUGGUUCUCAUUGAGAACGCUGGCAAGAAGGACUUCGCUGCUGAUCGAGAGAUGAUGUUACGACUCUUUGACCUGAUUCGUCUCGACGAGGCCUUGGAGAAGUUCCACGCCUUAUCUUGGGACGGGAAGGGUCAUGUCAGUCAGUUCAUGGCCAUCUUGAAGCGGGCCCUGGAGGAGUACGACAAGAUGUUACCGGCGGAGGCGAAACUUCCCCCUUUGGCUAAGAGUCGUAUGUUGUUGGAUCGGCUUACUGCCUGUGCCCCGGAGGGAGCCAGGCCGGUUUUGAGAAGGCGUCGACCUAAGGGUAUCACUGAGGUCUGCCAGAUUAUAGAGGAUUACAGGGGGAAGCAGUCUCGGACGGCCAAGCACGCUGCGGCGGCUGUGUCCGAGGAUGAGCAUGCGUGCCCCGGGGCGGUGGCACAACACUCCCCAGACAAGGACAAGCAGCUGGCUUCGCUUAUUGAAUCACAGACUAAGGCUAUCAACGCUAUGCAUACUUCGCAGAAUUCCCUGCUUGUGUCCCUGAAGGACAUCCUCAAGGCUCAACAAGAUCCUGGUCGUAAGGAUAGGGACAUGCGUGCAGGACCCACGCAGCCCAGGAGACAGCUGAUGCGGUGUGGGAUCUGUGAGGCCCCCGGCCCGGGAAGCACAUGA
Messenger RNA from Perkinsus marinus ATCC 50983, 1062 nucleotides. RefSeq lists its product as hypothetical. Lineage: Eukaryota; Perkinsozoa; Perkinsida; Perkinsidae. The record is from RefSeq and is a predicted model, not a curated record. The transcript has 3 exons. The coding region runs from base 1 to 1062 and encodes 353 amino acids.